AAAUUAUUUCUGCGAUUGUGUUUACUUCACGUUUCGCAAAAACGAUUAGCAGACAAGUUUGUGAUAUUGAUAAUCGCUGCCUAACACGUGUUUUUUUUUAUCUAUGGUGAAAAAUACGCGGGAAGUAGAGGUUUCCUACGAUGUCUUACACUGACCAUGAAUUCAAAAAUCUCGCGCUAAAAGACAUUCGUAUUCACCGAGAAAGAAUCCAACAGUUUUUGGAUGCCACUUACAACAAAGCUGAUAAGGCCGUUGAACAUCUAUUUGUCAACGGCAGCCAUCGAGAUGUGUUGGAAAAUCUUGAUAUGAUGAAUACUGUACUCAAGGAAUGCAGAGAACAGUUGGCUAUAGUUGCCAAUGCAAUCCCAGAUGAAAAACUGAAUUUCUCCCACAAUCAAGUAAAUCAGGAAGCAACAGGUUCUGUUUUUGACCUGGCUGUACCCAAAACAAGUAUUGUGUUUAAUAAACCAUACUUGGUUGAAAUUCUUUCACCUGGUUCACCAAGCAGAUUUUGGCUUAAGCUAGAAUCUACUUCAGUUGAAAGUCUUGAAGAACAACUCAGCAUUGCCUAUCGAAAUUGCACCCCAUUACAGAAGCUGCCUUGUCCUGGCACUUUUGUUGUUUGUUUACACUCGGGAAAGUAUUGCAGAGGAAAAGUGAUAACCACCAUUGAGUACAACACUGCUACACCCACCCUGGAAAUCAUAUUGGUUGAUUAUGGUGAAACCAUUGCAACUACAGUUAACCAGCUCUAUUCUAUACAAAAAUCGUUCUGUCUUGAACCUGCUCAUGGCUUGUUAUGCGCGAUGCACGAUUUAGAACCAGUGGCGGAGAUAUGGGAACCGGACUCCAUUUUGUUCUUUAAUCAGUCAUGCGAAAGCAUAGUGGCAGUCUUCCGUCGUCCUCCUAAAGAACACGAGAAUACCGAGACCUUCUUGAAUUACCUACCAGAUUAUUACGUGUCGCUCCGUAAUAGAGAUUGCAAAAAAAUUAUGGAUGUUGCAACGGCUAUGAUCAAAGGGGGAAUGGGAAAGCCGUUCAACCCGCAUCAGUUGUCGCACGCAAUUUCCUCCGAACCCGUCAUUAACGAACCUCCUCGUAUUCAAGAAUCUGUACUAAAAAGUCUCUCAUUUGAGACGGAACCGAAAGAAAGUUUGUCAAAGACAAAUCUUUCGUUGAAAAGCAGUUACGAAAUCCUAGAAUCUGAUGCUCUACCAACUAACAGGUCAGCGUCCAACGUUUCCUUGCCUACAGAUUCCGCAAACGCUUUUCCCACAUCCCGGAGUAAUAGUACGCUUUCGGCCAAUCAUAAAUCUGUGCGUACAAACUCGCUGGAUGUCAAUGCACAAGAAUUCGUCAUCUCCAAGCCGAAGUUCGUCGAAAACAAGCAACGGAAUGCUGAGGAAGUAACUACAAAUCGUUCGUAUCAGGAUGAAAAUGAAAUGGGAACCUCGUAUUCCGACUCAGCCAAUGUAGCACUGUCCUCUGCAUCAGAUCAGAAUGCCAAAAUCCGUGCAAUUCCGAGCACUAUCUCUACAACGAAGAAUAGCUCUCCUGCCACAUUAACAAAUAAUGUGACGGAUGAUAUUGAUGCCCUCCUUUUCGUACCUCCUGCCAACAGGGCAUCACCCCUGCCAUCGUAUACGUCAGAUCACAACUCAUCGGAUGCGAUUCCUUCGGAUGUGCUGUCCCGCGAACUAUCCGAUCCCUUACUGAUGCAGCAAUUUUUAGAUUGCGUUAGUUUGUCAACACCCAGCAUUCGCCAGUCCUUUAUUGAGAAUACUCAUGGUGAUACACACAGCCUUACCGCAGGAACAUCUGAAAUCCGCUACCUAGAGCACCAAGUAUCUCCCUGUGACAUGUUUAGUCCAAGACGAGAAUCGAAAAAAACUCUAAUCUCAUUGAGCUCAUAUGGAUCAAUUCUGAAACCACGAGUCUCACCAGCACUUGGAAAUUCAUGUUUAAACACACUUAGCUGCUGUUUCUCGCACGUGGUAUCGCCGACUCAUUUUUAUGUGCAUCUACGCGACGAGAUUUCAACUGUCGUCAAGCCGCUGUCCGAACGUUUGAAUGAGUUGUAUGAAAACUCAAAACCAGUGCCUGUUACUCAGCCGGAGGUGGGAUCGUUUUGGGUCGUACAAGAAACGCAAACGAAAUUUUGGUCACGUGCACAAAUUCUUAGUGUUGAGACCAACGAUGAAAUCGGAUGGAAAACAUCGGACAAAAUCAAGCAUAGAACAACUUGUACCGUCUUUUUAGUCGACUGGGGGAACGUCGACGUUGUCGCAGUGUGUCACUUAAGACCCCUAGUCAAAGAAGUCGUGAAUAUACCUUGCUUGGCACUCCACUGUCGGCUUGACGGCAUUUACCCUUUUAAAAAAUCGGAGAAUUCUGAAGACUGGUCGUCGGACGCAACCGACAAAUUCAUCGAACUAGCGGGCAUCGAUCAAGAGUUAACGGCCUUGUUCAGUUCGACAAACUUAGAAAGAGACGGUGCACUUCCACUCGUCAUGUUGAAAGAUGGCGACGAUGAAAAAUACUCGGUGAACGAGCAACUUGUUUUUCUUGGCUGUGCGUCUUCCAACGUUUUCCAAGAAGCACUUAAGGAAUCUGUUCUAGAUGAAGUUGAACCAGAUUGGGGUGAUCCCAUGUACGACGACUAUUACUCUUCCAUGAAUACUCUUGCGCUGAAUACGGAAAAUUACGACUCGGUUACUACGGGUUACAUUCCUAAAGAUGAGGAGAAAAUUUGUCGAUUUUUUGCAGCGAAAGGAAGUUGCUACAAAGGUAUCCGGUGUGAUCAUUUGCACAGUAACGAACGGAAAAACGUUUCGACGGAAGAUACAAUUGAAGUUUACGUCCAUAUACCUUCUUUGCAUUUGGUCUCGGGAUCCCUGGUUCAUGUACAGGUAACGUGCGUCCUUGGCGCAUUUCGAUUCUAUGGCAUCUUUCCUCAUGGUACGAGAAAUUUGCAAUAUGCAUUCGCCGAUGAUGAUGACAAUGAAACGCUGGAGUCUUUGCAAAAAGCUCUACAAGAAGAGUACACCACCAAUUACUUCCCACAUAGGAUUACCAUAGCUCCAUCUGCUGGCGACAUUGUUAUCGCUCGAUCUCCAGAAGACAACAAGUGGUAUCGUGGAAGAGUGAUGGAGGAAGGAGAGAACGAUUUUUUCGGAAUCUAUUUCGUAGAUUAUGGGAAUGCACAGUUGGUGCAUAUGAGGAACUUGUGCAACCCUAUACCACGAUUCGUUCAUUUACCAACUCAAGCAGUUGAAAUGUUUCUGAAUGGAGUCGAAACCUCAGCAAAGGCCAGCACAAUUGAAACACAAAAUGUGCUAGUUUCGUUGACAAAGAACCGAGAUCUCGUGGCAAGAGUAGUUCACACCGUCCCCUUUGUGUGCGUCGAUCUUUACGACACUUCUGGUCCUUCAGAAAUCGACGUUGCAUCCGAAAUGAUUCGCCUGAAAGUUGCUCGAAAAGCCAAAAGGAAACCAUUUUGUCUGCAGAAACGAGGAAAAGAAUUUGCUGGUUGAAACGAUUUCUGCUAAGCUCAGCGUAAGUUAUUUAUUUGUGCCUUUAACUACUUGUGUGAUGCAAUUUCGCAGUAUCCCGGGUGCAAACUGUUGUAAUAGCAUAC
Daphnia carinata is the source of this 3637-nucleotide messenger RNA. RefSeq lists its product as uncharacterized. The record is from RefSeq and is a predicted model, not a curated record. NCBI's taxonomy places the organism in Eukaryota, Metazoa, Arthropoda, Branchiopoda, Diplostraca, Daphniidae. Gene Ontology annotation, molecular function: metal ion binding. Gene Ontology annotation, biological process: spermatogenesis.